Seminavis robusta is the source of this 1201-nucleotide messenger RNA. NCBI's taxonomy places the organism in Eukaryota, Bacillariophyta, Bacillariophyceae, Naviculales, Naviculaceae. The record is from the annotation of a GenBank genome assembly.
AGGUUUGAUUUCCGGCCGACCUGGCAGGACAACACUCCAUCGAUUGUCGUUGCGAAACAAAUUUUUUCUCACAUUUGCAUCAAUUCCCCUUUCACGAAGCAGACAAGGAUUUGGUUUGUCAAACCGUUGUAGCAAACAGGACUAUCACCAGCUUAGCAUAGCAGUCAAGUUUGAUACCCGUUUAUUAAGUACCUAGAAGGUCAACCCGCAAGGAGACGAGACAGAUAAACAAUCUCCCCAUUAGCAUAGCACCAUUGGAGUCAUACAUACACUCGUUCUGAAUUUAUUUUGAAAAAGAUGGACUCUACCUCCACCAACGAUGAUGAAUUGGAAUCUACCUUUCUGAUUGCAAUUGUGAUUGGUUCCACGGGGUUUGUGUUGAUGGUGCUUGGUGGCGUAUACUACUUGACGAGACUGGGAGACGUUCCGAGCCGAAAGGCAGUGGCAGCAGCGGAAGAGGCAGAGGGACAGCAGCAAGCAAGCAAAGAUGACGACAUUGAAAAGGGAAAGAGCUCCACUCCAGCAGAUGCACCAGCACAACAACCGACAAGUUCUGCGUCCGCACCAUCUCAACAGCAACAACAACAAUCAUCCUCAUCACAGUCUCCCGAUACGGCCGCUACAACAACGACCAUCAACGAAGAGUUGAUUGAGAUUUACGCACCAGCUGGAAGACUGGGCGUUGUGUUGGACACACCCGGUGAUGGGCCACCCAUUGUGCAUGAAAUUAGGUCUACUUCCGUGUUGAGGGAAGAACUCCAGGUGGGAGAUCGUGUGAUUGCGCUGGACGAUGAAGACGUUCGCAUGAUGUCGGCGAAUAAGGUAUCCAAAAUCAUUAGUCGAAAGAUGGAAAACUCCACCCGAAAGUUUAGCAUUGUGCGAACUGUCGACCCCGAUGGUAAUAAUGAAUGAACGAACAAGAGUGGAGCCAUUCCAACGCAACACGACAAUCAUCAUGUUGAACAAGGAAAUGCCAGGUUCAUUGCAGAGUCGAAAAACGGUGCGAUACGAAAGAGUGGGAGGAUUGCACACAAUUUGCAUCUUGCGACUCUGCCUUGAUGUGGUCAUCGUCUGUUGAAAUUGUUUCAUUGCGGUCCAGUACUACCGUAUCUGUCAAUAGUGCAUCAAUAGUAUCGUUGCCUCCCAUCUCCUUUGUUCAAUUCACCUAAUAUAAACUAUUGUAAAGCUCGCUCAAUUAAUU